GUGCUCAAAGUUUGAGUCUUUAUUUGCUUCAAGUGAUUGGUUUUGCUUUCAACACUUAAAGUUUUGAUCUUUGACUUGUUUGAUAGUGAAAAAUUUGAGCUUGUGCAUCAGAGGAGCCACGAGUUGUGUUGUUCUAUUCACUUUGUUUAUUAGUUCAAUUGUUUUAGGAUUUUGAUAAGCAAAAGAAGCAAGCUUUGGUUUUUACAUUUCUUGUUUGUGUUUUGUGGUUGAAGUUAUCAUAUGCGAUUUCUUCACUUGUUCAAUUUGUUUUAAAGGGUUAAUAGAACCCAGAAAAGUAGCUUUAGAGAGCAAAUUGGAUUGUGGAAAUAGAGAAUAGGAGUUUUGCUUUGUCGGAGAUGGGUAGGUUUGAUUUUGAAGUUUUUGCAGGUGGAUAUUUCUGUUUUUGUUGGAAAACCCAGGUGGGUUUUUUUAGAUCUUAGAUUAUGGCAUUUGAGUUUUCAAAACACUUGGUGGGUUUCUGUUCCUUUCUCUAUCUUUUUUUGUGUUUGUUUUCCCAGUGAAUUUUGGUUCAUCAGUUUUGGAAGAUGGUGAAUGAUAGUCACUUGGGUGUAAUGUUGAGAGCAGUAGCUAUUGGGUUGUUAGUUUCCUAUCUAGUGGUAUCUGUUUCAGCCAAUGAUAGUGAAUUUGCGAGUUGUAAUUGUGAUGAUGAGGGUUCUUGGAGCAUUCAGAGUAUUUUGGAGUGUCAGAGACUUAGUGAUUUCAUGAUUGCUAUAGCGUAUUUUUCGAUCCCUAUAGAGCUCAUUUACUUUGUCAGCUGCUCAAACUUUCCAUUCAAAUGGGUCCUCCUUCAGUUCAUCGCGUUUAUAGUCCUCUGUGGAUUGACCCAUUUGCUCAAUGCCUGGACUUAUUAUGGCCCUCAUACUACUCACUCGUUCCAAUUGAUGCUUGCCCUCACCAUUACCAAACUCCUCACGGCCUUGGUCUCGUGUGCAACUGCAAUAACCCUAUUAACUCUUUUCCCUCUUAUUCUGAAAGUCAAAGUAAGAGAGUUGUUCUUGAGGCAGAAUGUGUUGGAGUUAGACCAAGAGAUUGGGAUGAUGAAGAUACAGAAGGAAGCGAGUUGGCAUGUUCGAAUGCUGACCCAGGAAAUUAGGAAGUCACUCGAUAAGCAUAACAUUUUGUAUACAACGCUGGUUGAGCUUUCAAAGACAUUGGACUUGCAUAACUGUGCAGUUUGGAUGCCUAAUGAGAACAGGACAGAGUUGAACCUGACUCAUGAGUUGAAAGGGAGUUCUUCGAGAAAUUAUAGUCAUUCUAUUCCAAUGAAUGACCCAAAUGUGUUGGAGAUCAGAGAGAGCAACAGAGUAAGAAUCCUGAGGCCUGAUUCUGCACUUGGAGCUGCAAGUUGUGGUGGUUCUAGUGAAUGUGGUGCUGUAGCAGCAAUCCGGAUGCCAAUGCUUCGAAAUUCAAAUUUCAAAGGGGGUACACCACAGUUAGUUGAUACUCCUUACGCUAUAUUGGUUUUGGUUCUUCCGAUGUCAGAUUCUAGAGUUUGGAGCUAUCAUGAAAUGGAGAUAGUGGAAGUUGUGGCUGACCAGGUUGCAGUGGCACUGUCCCACGCUGCAGUACUUGAAGAGUCUCAACUAAUGAGAGAGAAACUGAGAGAACAAAAUCGUGCACUACAGCAGGCUCAGAAGAAUGCAAUGAUGGCCAGCCAAGCAAGAUACUCAUUUCAGAAGGUGAUGAGUAAUGGAAUGAGAAGGCCGAUGCAUUCCAUUUUGGGGUUGCUGUCAACAUUUCAAGAGAGUAUGAGUUUGAAACAAAGGAUUAUUGUAGACACUAUGGUUAAAACUAGCUAUGUUCUCUCCACUUUGAUAAAUGAUGUCAUGGAGAUGUCAGCAAAAGAUAAUGGAAGGUUCCCUCUGGAGAUGAGGCCUUUUCAACUUCACUCCAUGAUCAAAGAAGCUUCUUGCCUCGCCAAGUGCUUGUCUGUGUAUAAAGGCUUUAGGUUUGAAGUUGAUGUUCAGAGCUCAUUGCCUAAUCAGGUGAUGGGGGACGAAAGAAGGGCUUUCCAAGUAAUCUUGCAUAUGGUUGGAUAUCUUUUGAGCACCUAUAAGGGAGGAGGAACUGUCAUCUUUCGGGCUAUUCUAGAGAGUGGUUCUGAGACCCCGGAUGAUAAAUUGCAACAGAUGUGGAGAACAGGUACACCAGAUGAGUACGUAUCUGUGAGGUUCGAAUUGGAGAUUAAUGACGGAACUUCUCAUUCCAGUGGAGUAUCAUCGAUGAUUGAUUACGGUGGUAGGAGGAACAACAGCAGUGAAAUAAAGAAGGGCCUGAGCUUCAACAUUUGCAAAAAGAUUGUCCAGAUGAUGCAAGGCAAUAUCUGGAUAUCCAUGAAUCCGAUCAAUCUCGCAGAAAGCAUGACACUUGUUCUCAGGUUUCAAAUCCUUCCUUCUUUAGGGAGAGGAAAUCCAUUGGAGCAACCAAAUUCCAACUCAGAGUUCAGAGGACUCCGGGUUGUAGUAGCGGACGAUGAUAAUGUAAACAGGACCGUGACCACAAAGCUGCUCCAGAAACUUGGCUGUCAAGUCAGUGCUGUUUCUUCGGGGUUUGAAUGCCUGAGUACCCUUAGUAGUGCCGAAAGUCCUUUCCAGGUUGUUGUUCUGGAUCUUCACAUGCCUGAAAUGGAUGGAUUCGAAGUGGCAAUGAGAAUCAGGAAAUUCCACAACCCUAGUUGGCCGCUGAUCAUAGCCCUGACCGCAAGUGCGGAGGAAGAUGUGUGGGAGAAAUGUCUACAGAUGGGAAUGAACGGACUGAUCCGAAAACCUGUCAUUUUGCAAGGGAUGUCAAACGAGCUCCGGAGAGUAAUGCAACGAGCCGGUGAAGGUUUGUGACUGAGGAAGCAAGUCAUAAACUCCAGAUCCUCUCAACUCCAAUGACAUAUAUAAAACCGAAUCUCCACUUUAGAUUUUGCUAACCAUGUUCUUCAUAUUACUGGUAUUAAAUACCAAAUAAGUAUGAUAGAUUUACAUAUGAUAGUUUUAUAUGAUGCUAAAGCCAAGCUAGGAUACUCAUAUUCAUGUAAAAGUGACAACAAUGUUAUGAUUCAUCUACUGAGAUAUUUCACUCUCGCACUCGAUUCAAAUCGAUUCUGUUGCUCUAUGAAAUUCAGUUCACUUGAGCUUAUG
Molecule: messenger RNA, 3149 nt
Organism: Fragaria vesca subsp. vesca
Lineage: Eukaryota; Viridiplantae; Streptophyta; Magnoliopsida; Rosales; Rosaceae
Product: protein EIN4-like
Exons: 2
Coding region: 546-2855 (769 amino acids)
Biological process (GO): phosphorelay signal transduction system; response to ethylene
Cellular component (GO): endoplasmic reticulum membrane; endoplasmic reticulum
Molecular function (GO): protein binding; ethylene binding; ethylene receptor activity
Source: RefSeq, a predicted model, not a curated record